AUGGCUCGUAUAAAUCUGUGGGGCGUGUUUUUAGGCUUGUUGGCACUGAACCAGGGAUUGAUUUCCAAGCUUAAAAACCUUUACCACUAUAGUAUCGCCUUGACUAGCAGCACAUAUUUCGUCAAGAAACUUAAGCAUAACCGUUGGAAUCGUGGGAAGGGGUACUACACUGCCACAGGACCGGUUGUGGUGGCAACCGGUCUAAAACCGGUUGCAGGACCGCAAAAGACCACAAACAUCGGUCUUCAUGGGUCCAGUCCAGGACCAUCUGCCGGGGCCAAUGUGAGGGAGGUUUGGUGUAAAUGUGAACAUUCUUUGUUGAGGGGUGUCUAUUGCUCUUUUGUUAUCAAAGCGGGCAGGAGCUCAGUCUAUGGGAUCUUCCGUAAGGUUGAAGUCACCGGCCAUGAAGUCCAUUUGGCCAAUAUCGUUUCUUUGCCAUUCUGUUUUUACCUUCUCCCAAAAGGAGGGGUGUUCACUCAUGUCAUUCGGGAGAGUGCGGCUGCGCGUCCUGGGAUUAGUAUUUUCAUUUUGGCUGAGGCGGUAUUGGCCACUCCGGCUGAACUUCCAGGGCAGUGUCUAUCUGGGCUUGGUGUUCGGUGGUUAGACCUUGAGGCGGGUCAUCAGAGGGCCUCCCAGUGGUUUGAGGUGGCCCUCCUCCUUGCCUCGGGGGGCGUGCACCGAGACCAGAAAAAAGACCGUAAUGGGGGGGGGGGGGGGGGGGACUUAGGACUGACAUGGUCUGGUCAAUCAGCAGUGGACUAUGUUUUCAUUUUCGAGGGAUAUUGA
Suillus clintonianus is the source of this 786-nucleotide messenger RNA. RefSeq lists its product as uncharacterized. The transcript has 11 exons. NCBI's taxonomy places the organism in Eukaryota, Fungi, Basidiomycota, Agaricomycetes, Boletales, Suillaceae. Bases 1 to 786 code for a protein of 261 amino acids. The record is from RefSeq and is a predicted model, not a curated record.